AACCCUAAUAGCAUAUAUCAUAUACAGUCGACACAUAAACUCUUUUCUGCCCGCCGCUUUUCAUUUUCUUUGGUACCCACUACAGCUUCUUCUUGUCAAUUUACAAAGAUGACAAAAGGAACAGGAAGUUUUGGUAAAAGGAGGAACAAAACACACACACUGUGUGUAAGGUGUGGUCGCAGGAGCUUUCAUUUGCAGAAGAGCAGAUGUUCUGCUUGUGCUUAUCCUGCUGCCCGUGUUAGAAAAUACAACUGGAGUGAAAAGGCGAUCAGAAGGAAGACAACAGGAACUGGUCGUAUGCGUUACCUUCGUAAUGUUCCACGCAGGUUCAAGAGUAACUUUAGGGAAGGCACCCAAGCAACCCCAAGAAGCAAAGGAACUGCUGCCAGUACCUCAGGAUGAAGUGCAAUUUUGUAUGCUUUUCUGUUGGUAUCUUUAUGUAUGGUUCUUGGGAAACCCGUUUUCGGAUUUUUGUUUGUUCACCUAUGUCAAUUCUGUUAUUACUGAGCACUAGAAUGCAUAAUGCCUUUUGGUUUGAACAUGGGAUAUCAGUUACUUAUGAAGUUUUGAUAUGGUACUUCCAGAGUUUGGCACA
Molecule: messenger RNA, 595 nt
Organism: Erigeron canadensis
Lineage: Eukaryota; Viridiplantae; Streptophyta; Magnoliopsida; Asterales; Asteraceae
Product: 60S ribosomal protein L37-2-like
Exons: 4
Coding region: 109-402 (97 amino acids)
Biological process (GO): translation
Cellular component (GO): cytosolic large ribosomal subunit; ribosome
Molecular function (GO): RNA binding; structural constituent of ribosome
Source: RefSeq, a predicted model, not a curated record